This is a messenger RNA of Symbiodinium pilosum, 7824 nucleotides long. The record is from the annotation of a GenBank genome assembly. NCBI's taxonomy places the organism in Eukaryota, Dinophyceae, Suessiales, Symbiodiniaceae.
UUCGUGUUGUUCUACAACUUCGGGAUCAUGUCAGAUAACAAGGAUGGUUCGUCAAUCCCAGCCUGGGAUGGCUCAGCUCGCUCGUGGAGACGCUACACCCGAGAGGUCAGUUGGUGGGUCCACAGCACCCCUGUUCACAAGAGGCGUUACUGUGCAUCGAGGUUGCUGUCCCGACUCACUGGACCUGCGCGGCUUCUGGCGAUGAGCUGGAGCAAGGUUGGUUUUGACGCUCCUGACGGUGUGAAGAAAUUCCUCCAACGACUUGCUUCAAGUCCUCUUGUACGCAGAUCCCUGCCCAAUGCUGCGGCCAUCUGUCAGCAAUACUUUGGCUUCAAACGCAAUCAGGGUGAAUCCAUUCAGAACUUUCUUGUUCGCGAGACUUUGAUGCAUGAGGAGUUUGUGGAGGCAUUGAUUCGUCUCCAUGAAGACAAGGUCGGUGUCAGUCAGGCCGAUCGAGACUUUGGGCUUCCUACGGACUCUGAGUAUGACUACGACUGGAAUUCCUACCACUGGAACAGCUGGUGGACUGGGGACGCUUGGGAAGAGGAACCAGAGAAUCAAGGUGAAGAAGAUCUUCCAGAAGUACCUGUACCUCCUGGAGACCACGAACGUUUUGCCGAAGAUCAUCGUUCAGGGGCUCCUGGAGAGCGAGUUCCUGGCACAACUGGUUCAUCCCCUAGCCAUCAGCAUGAGCCAAGUCAACGAGGUGACCGUGAUCGAGCCCCGUCUGUACCAGAGGCUGAUCCGGAUGCCAAGCAAUUGCCACAGCCCUUGGACGAGCUCACACUUGCAGAUUCGUUCAUCUUGGACGUGCUUCGAGGCUGGCGACUUCUUCAGGCUGCCGGACUAUCUCAUGAGGAGAAGCGUGACAUCUUGAGCACCACCAAGAACAGCUUGGACUACUCCGUUAUCUCCUCGGCUCUUCAAGGUCUAUGGGACGAUCAACUUCUUGGACAACGGCAUCAAGGCUCCCAUAACCUGCACUACCUCAACGGUACGGAUGAGUUCCAGGCGUACUACCAGGAUGAUUCUUGGUGGAAUGAAGAUGAAGAUGGUUGGUGGUUCCAAGGAUACUCGGCUGAGGACGGCUACGAUGAUGAUUGGUGUUGGAACGAGCCUCUUCUUGCCAGUGGUGAUCCUGAAGGCAUGUACACGGCCUCCGUGUCUUCUCCUCCUGAAGAUCCAGAAGCUACAGAUCGCAUCAAAGAGGCUCAAAGGGCAGAGCAAGUGGCUGAGAAUCUUGCUGCCGAAGCCCAUCGUACUUGGACUGAGGCUCAGAGGGCCACUGCAGCUCUCAAGCGAGAUCGUGGCUUUGGGGCUGUCAUGAGUAAAGGUGGUCCCCCCAUGCGAUGCUACAAUUGUGGUGGCAACCAUCUUGCGCGAGAUUGCCCGGAUCGUCGAGCCCCUGGACCCAAAGGCUAUGGUGGCAAGUUCCACUCCUACAUCCUGGAUGACUAUGACGCCUACUACUUCGGCAAGGGCAAGGGCAAAGGGAAGGGCAAAACCAAAGGCAAGCGUGCCAAUUGGAUGGAAGCGCAAGCAUGGUUCAAGGGCAAGGGCAAGCACAAGACUAAGGACUCCGGCAAGUCGGUGAACGCCUACAAUGCUGAUCUCUUCGCUGGUGGCCUCGAACUGAGCGAGGGACUGGAGCUUCACGCUUCUACCUCAGAGCCUGUCCCACAGCAUCAAGGAAUGCUUGAUUGCGGGGCUACCGCUUCAGCCGCACCUGAGGCCGUAGUCCAAGGCCUCAUUGGUGCCGUUUUAGCUUGUGACAAGUCAGCGAAGAUCGAACUGGACCAAGCUGCGCGACCAUACUUUAGGUUUGGCAACGGGCGAUGGGGUCGAGCUCUUUGUAGGGUGCAUAUCUCCAGCAAGGUCUCGGGACAAGAACGUACGUUCUCCCUGUACACGCUUCCCAAUCCUGUUGAGUACUAUCAGUCCAAUUUCGACAAGCAGACUUUAGUUCCUGUUUUGGUUGGCAUGGACUUUUUGGGCAAGAAUGGCAGUGGUGUUUUGAUAGACUUUGGCACGGGCUUGGCUAUGUGCACUCGAGAUGAUAAUCCAGAAAUCUUCCAGAUGCAUGUGAAUGCCAAGGGCCAUUACGUCUAUGACAUCGUGCACCACCUAACUCGAGGUUUCUCAUGCAAGGACGGCAAUGCCCAUGUGAUAGUACGUCACCCCAAAGUUGAUGAUUCCUUGUCCAUGUCCCAUCAGAUGCUUGAGCUUUGGACCGCUUGGGUAGACUUGACAGUGAGUGACAUGGAGCUGAAUGAGCGAGAGCUGGCUGUAUCCCGAGAUCGUCUCUGGAGAGUGUAUCGUGAGGGUCAUGUGACUGCUGCCGAUUCAGCUGAGAAAAUCCUCACAGCUGCUCUCAAGGCCAAAGCCCGGCCGAAGCAGCGUGCCAGAUCCCUGGACAAGUCCCGUGCAAUGAACCUGGACCCUCGCGAUCCUCGAGCAUCGACCAACCAGUGGCCUUGCUACAACAAGCAUGUUCCGGACAAGCCGAUGUCGAAUGCGCACGGCCAGUGGGUCCAUUGUCGAGUCUGCGACCUACGUCUCCUUUAUAUCCCGAGGAAGGGAGCUCCUGCCACCAACACGGCCACCGUCAAUGCCAACAUGGUGCAGGAGAUGCUGGACGAGCUCCACGCCCACCUGGGUGCUCUGAAGCCAACGGCAACCAUAUGCCGCCACGGCAUGGCCAAGAUUGCGGCGGACCAUGUUCUUCGGGAUGCCAUUGCCCAACUUCGAAGCCAGCAUCCAACGACACCGGGGACAGCUUCAACGAGCCCAUCGCCUCCGUCAACAGCGUGGGGCGUGGUGGAAGAGGAGGAGCUGAUCUCUGCCAUGGAGGCCGAGCGGGUCAUGGCUCUCCUGACUUUGAUGGCAACUACGGCUUCAUCGCUACUUCUUGGACUUCACUUGAGUGACCGUGAUGGGCUAUGGGAAGUUGCUUGUGGACCUCACUCUUGGCUUUCUCAAGCAGCUGAAGAACAUGGACUACGCCCUCGGCGCAUCAACGUGGCCAAUGGCUAUAAUCUGUACGACAGGUCCACCUGGGAUCGUCUGAGAGACCUUCGUCAACAGCGCCGCCCCAGAAAAAUCUGGAUCUCUCUUCCUUGUACCAAAUGGUGUGCUUGGACUGUGGUCAACUUCAACACACCUGCCCUCAUGGAGAAGCUGGAAGAACAACGACGGCGAGAGCGCCGGAUGAUCUGGAUGGUUGUCGCCUUCCUUAAGGAAACGAUCGAAGAGGAUCCCGAUGUGGACAUCUAUUGGGAAUGGCCUUGGCCCUGUCAAGGCUGGAAGCAGCGCCCUCUUGAAGAGCUUGAAUCCUUCUUGGAAAAGCGACAACUUGAUUGGCUUCCUUGCCGUGUGGAUGGCUGUGUGUACGGCAUGAAGGACCGACAUGGUGCCUUUCUUCGAAAGAAGUGGAUGAUCAAGACGACCGAUGACAAGUUCCAUCGAGUCUUCAGGGCGAAGACGUGUUGUGGAAAUCACGGCCAACAUGGCGCCAUUGAAGGCCAAGAGACGGAGAAGUCGGCCUACUAUCCAUGGAAGCUUGUCCAAGCUUGGACUCGUCAUUGGAAGGAGCAGCUCACUCCCGAACGGCAUCUUCGACUUCUUUCCCUUCGUGAUGAUUGCUCCUUGGAAAAUGAGGAUGAUAACGUCUCGGCAGAUUAUGUGAUUUCUGAAGACUGCGAGGCGCUUGAGGAGUAUGAGGGUGACUUCAUGACUUGUGAUGAAUCUGGAGACUUGACGGCUUGUGAGCAAGUCAGUGUGGAGUCACUUGCUUCUGAAGCCUUCCAACAUCAAGACUUUUCUAUGAGUACGUGCAAGUUCAUCCUUGGCGAGUUCUGUCGGAAUUUGGCCACGGCCUCUCCUGGUCCAGAACAUCAUCGAUGGAAGAUGCCAAACACCUCUGCCUCUGUUUUUGGCGCGUUCUCACACGGGGCCUUUCAUGGUGUGACAAAGGCUUCCAAUCGACAUGCGUCUUUGGUGAAGUUUGUCAACGCUUAUCUGCGACACCACCUUCCUGGUCAAACGUGGUCGAGCUUCAUGAUUACUUGGAAUGGAGUCGCUCAGCCACAUCGAGAUGUUCAUAAUAUGAAGGGCACUCUCAACGUCGUGCAUGGUCUUGGGAGCUACUCCGGAGGUGGUCUGUGGCUUUGUGGCAAGCCACCACUUGGCCAACCGGUGGUUCGGAGGCGAGGUCUGGAUGGAUCCUAUCUCCAGGGCUAUGUGGAGAAUACCUUCGAACGCUUUGUGGUGUUUGAUCCUUCCACUAUUCACGCCUCACAGGCCUUCCAGGGCUCGCUCAUCAUGCUUUCGGCAUACACCACCCGGAUGCUUCCACACUUGUGUCGUGAGGAUCGUCAAAAUUUGCGAGACCUUGGCUUCCCGUUGCCGAAGUCCUCAACCUCCUCGUCGACCUGGGCGGCACCGGCUGUGAUUGACUCCUCUCCGACUUCCCUAACCCUGGAGUCGGUCUCUUCUCAAGAUCGUGCCCGUUGGGAAGCACAAGUUGCAAAGUUCCACAAGGCAGCUGGCCAUCCCACUAACCGGAACCUUGCCAAGAUUGUCAAGGAUGCGGGUCAUGAAGACUGGAAGGUGGAGAUUGCCUUGAAGUAUGAUUGUCCUGCUUGUAAAUCCUUGAAACAAGGCGGCACAUCCUCAGGUCAGAUACCUCCUGUGGCCACUCACUCGACAUAUGCUGCAUGGCAAGCGGUGGGUGUUGAUUCUGGUGAGUGGGUGCCUCCUGGAUCUAAGAUCAAGGUCAAGUUCCUCCUGUUUAUGGAUGUUGCGACCAAAUUGCGGGUCGUUUGUCCUUUGUUCACCUAUCCGUUCUUGGAAAUGCGCACAGAGUCAGGCCAGGACCUCAUCUCUGGCUUUACGGAGCACUGGAUUGCACACUACCCUCGGCCCAAGGUGAUCAUCCUAGAUGCUGCAAAGAGCUUUGUGUCGGAUGCUGUGCAUGAGUUUGCCAGCAGCUUGAAUAUUGGGCUUUCCUUUGUCGCCGAAAAGGAAGCUUGGGCUCACGGAGUGAUUGAAGCUGGAGUACAAGAUCUGAAGAUGACUGCUUCCGCUAUCCACUUGGAUGCUCUCACACAGAAUCCGUAUGUCACACUGUGGUUGGCGACCUCCUCCUUGAACGCCACCGAGUUUACGGCUGGAUUUUCGUCGUUUCAGUGGGCCUUUGGAAGUCAGUACAAUCUGUCGGACGAAGACGUACGCACCUUUGCCAGUGCCAACUGCCCUGACAACUUCACAAAGUUGGUCACGGCUAGGGAGCAGGCCCAAGCUACUGCCCUCAAGACCCGUGGUCGUCGAGUUUUGUCCAAACUGGCCAACUCUACGGUACGACAACCUCUCAAAACCUUUGCUGCGAUGGAUUUGGUCAAAAUUUGGCAUGUCAAUGAGGUGGAGCGCUUCCAGUACGAGACAUCCGGUCAGGAGGAUAUGAGUUCCUGGAAGUCCCUUGCUGAAGUUCUACCUCGGCGUGAGUAUCAGGAUUUAACGGACCAAGUUCCUACAGCGGAUGAGGUAGAGUUACCUGACCUUCCCUCGGAACCUGGACCUUCGACAGUAAUCACUCCAACACGUCGCCUACCUCGCAAGACAAACGUGUUUCGCAGUCCAGGUGUCAUGGAGAUUGAAGGUCCGGCUACAUCCUCGAAGCGGAAUGUUUCGCCUUCGGCGCUUCCCACUCCCAGUGCAGAACCUCCUGAACAGCCUGCUGCCGUCAACGACUACGAGACCGGCGACAACAAGCGUGCUCGCACCUUGGACUGGGUUGAGCUCAUGUACAAAGAGGCGGAACUUGAGUCCCAAGAUAUGGACAUCUUCUCGGCAUUCCUGGAUGCUCCUGAGUGCCUCAAGAUUGAGUUUGAUCUGCCUGCACCGACGUCGAACCGCCAACGCAAGGCCUUGGAGAGGAAUCCGCUUCUGUACUUGGCCAAGAAAAUGAGAGAUUCUGAGGUCUCUCUGGUGCGACUGCCAGUGUGCGAGAAGGAGCUCUUUGCUCGGGCUAAGACGAAGGAAGUGGACUCGUUCCUGAAGCACGAGGCUGUUCGACGAUGUCUUGAUGACGCUGAAGUGAAAAAGGCGUAUGAUAGUCAGCGGAUCGUUAGAGCGCGCUGGGUGUUGACUUGGAAGGGAACACCUCUAGAGGAGCUGGAGGAUGCCAAGAAGGACGCCCAGGACAAUCCCAAGACUGUCUUCACAGGUGAUGGAGCCAAAAAGGCUAAAGCACGCAUUGUCCUUUUGGGAUUCGAACAUCCCAGUCUUCUCGAUCCUUCUUUCAAGACCUCGAGCCCUGUGCAAUCCACCCUUGGAAGGAACCUCCUCUACAGCAUGUCAGCACAGCAUCAAUGGCCCUUAGAAGGUUUGGAUCUUGCCACUGCAUUUCUCCAGACUCAGGCGACUGAGGCUGACAAGGAGAUUUGGACGACAGGUGUGCGAGAGCUUCGUGAGGCCUUGGGCAUUGGCGAGGAGGGGAUCAUGCGCAUCCUUAGAAACAUCUAUGGAAGCACCACUGCUCCACGUGGCCUUUGGUUGGAUCUUCACAAGACGUUGACCUCACUGGGCGCCCAACCAGUUCGUGGAGAACGUUGCCUAUGGGUCUGGCCGUCGAAAACUGCCAAGGACCAUCUCGGCAAUCGUGAGUUCCCCAAGAUCAUUGGUGCUAUGGGUGGUCAUGUCGAUGACUUCCAUAGAAUUGGUGAUGGUUCACCAGAAUGGCUUGAGGUGAAGGCUCGAAUCAAUCAAGCCUACAACUGGGGAAUGCUCAAGGUGGGCAGCUAUAGGCAUGCGGGCACCGAUGUCUCCUCCGUCUCCGACUCCACUGGGAUCUUCAAGAUUCGUAUCAGCCAGCAGUACUACAUCGACGGUGUGCCCGAUUUGGACAUUGACGUCGAUCGACUGCGUUCCAGUGGACCUCUCGACAAGAAGGACAUCGAAGCCUGCAGGACCAGCUUGGGUGCUCUUCAGUGGCUUGCUGUCCAGACACAACCUCAGCUGUGCGCCCGGUGCAAUCUCCUGCUCACGGACCUUGUGACCUCAGGUACUAUGGACACUGCCCGUGAGGUUCAAGAGCUGAUCUGCGAAGUUCGCCGUGAACCUACUGUCCUUGAGUUCCAGAAGUUCGAUAGCGUCAAACAUUGGGCGGACAUGGUGAUCAUCACUAUGGGAGAUCAAGCCCAUUCUAAUAGGCCUCGUGGAGACUCCACAGGCGGGCUUGUCACACUCCUGUCUGGACCCGAAAGCGUUGAUGGCGCUGUAUGCGACAUGAACCUUGUCGCAUGGCGAACAUGGAAGUUAAAAAGAAAGGCGAUAGGGAGCAAUGAUGCUGAAGUGCAAGCGAUGCUGGAAUCCGAAGACCAGAAUUUUCGCACCCGCCUUCUGUGGAGCGAGCUUCAUGGCGCUGGCGGCCGCGAUUCUGAUCGUCCCCUUCGGGAAGACUUGGUGGCUCUUCAGGAACAGCAAGUUCUUGCUCUUCGAGGAAUCGUUUGCACUGAUAGCCGUGGAGGUUAUGACGCCGUAGAGAUCAAUGAGAGCCCUCUUUUGGGGCUUAGCAACAUGAGAGCUGCUCUUCAAGCUUUCCAACUUCGAGACAAUCUGCGUCGAGCCGCAGGUGAACUUCGUUGGGUUGCUUCCGACUUUGAUCUUGGUGAUGCUCUUACCAAGAAGCGAGCUGAGUGCAGAUUGGGUCUUUCUCAAUUUCUUUGCACCCGAAAGUGGUGCAUCAAGUUUGAUCCCAGCUUUGUAUCUGCUAAACGUAACAAGAAAGCUGGCAAGAGCGCUGUUCAGACAAUUUGCAUCAACUGA